AUGUUGACGUCGAUAUCGCAAGCGAGGAUGUCAUUGCUUGCCUCGUUGUGGCGGUUGGGGAGCACCCCGUCCAAGCCCCACCCUUGUUGUCCCUGUGACUCCCAUGAUUCUCUCACCAUUGUCGAGAAGGCCGAGCUGUUACAGGAUGAGCUGGCUGAUGCCAAGUCACAGAAAGCCAGGUCACUCGUCCAAAGUAUUGUGUCGACCCACGCAGAAUUGCUUAAACUCAAGGACUUGAGACCGGGGAAGACUAUCAACCGUCUCUUGGGAGAUCUUGUCACACUUUGUUCCGAUAUCUACGACCAGGACAUUGUGAAUCAGGUACUCAAUAAUCCCACACUCCAGUCUCUGCUCCCCUCCCUUCGGCAGAUAUGUGCCGAAGCGGAAGCUUGUCUUGAGCACCACUGGACGGACUACAUCCUGCGUGGAUGCACGCCGGAAGAAGUCCAAUCCCGCCUAAAAAGCUUCCCCUACUACCAUAACUACGAGGACCUCACCCGCCUCGAGCUCUGUGCCAUCCUCUCCGCAACCAAGAGACCACCCUCUCGCAUUGCCUUCAUCGGCUCCGGUCCCCUGCCACUCACUUCCCUCUGCCUUCUAGACGCCCUAAAGCACGACCCAUUGGUUUCUCAACCCUUGUCAGGGACCAAACCCUCAUCUGGUCCCAUAGUCCUCAAUAUUGACUGCUCCCCCGCGGCCAUUUCCUCCUCCCUUUCUCUGUCCCUCGCCCUUGGCCCACCAGGCCAAGGCAUGGAGUUCAUCUGUGCAGAUGUCACAGACCCAGUGCAAGAGAAAGACCUAGUGGAGUUCGAUGUGGUCUACAUGGCCGCGCUAGUCGGCAUGUCGCAGGCCGAGAAGGAGAUGAUUAUCUUGCAAGUUGCAGACAGGAUGAGGCCCGGCGCGCUGUUGGUUGUCAGGAGUGCGUGGGGCAUGAGAACUUGUUUGUAUCCAGAAGUGCAGAUCGCUACGGAGGGAUUACUUAAGAGGUUGGAGAUUUGUGUGGUUGUGCAUCCUUAUGGGCAAGUGGUGAACUCGGUUGUUGUUGCUAGGGUUAGGGUUAGGGAGUAG
Molecule: messenger RNA, 1068 nt
Organism: Thermochaetoides thermophila DSM 1495
Lineage: Eukaryota; Fungi; Ascomycota; Sordariomycetes; Sordariales; Chaetomiaceae
Exons: 2
Coding region: 1-1068 (355 amino acids)
Biological process (GO): nicotianamine biosynthetic process
Molecular function (GO): nicotianamine synthase activity
Source: RefSeq, a predicted model, not a curated record